UCUUUCCAAAUCGACGUUUAACAAGCCAAGCAUUGUUUACGAUAAAUCUCUUUGUCUAUUAAUAGCGGGAAGUGACAUCCGGGGUUAAGAGCUUUUUGUAACACUUUAAAAUAAAUAAAUACUGACCCGUUUGACCACGAAAACAACUUGGAGUUUCGGCUCUCGUCUGUUAGUAUAUAAGGACGUGAAUGUACGGAGUUUUAAAAACCAAUGUUUUUAUUUCAUUAAUUGUUAAACACUACAGUAGCCUUCAGAGAUGUCUGGAUUUUAUUUUCUGUUAAUUUUGCUGUUUUGUUGGAAUUACGAUUCUGUCGGAGCAGACGAUCCAUGGAGCACUCCUCCAAAUGUUUACCCUAGAUCUCAGAAAGUCGCUGAAAAUAGUCCCGCAAUUUUCACGUGCGUGAGCUACAUUCCCGGGGCUGAUAUUUCUUGGUACAAAUCUGGUAGACGUCUGGACGAAAUAGAAGAUGAGGUCACUAUAAGAAGAAUAAAUGACGUCACAAGUGUGCUAAGAAUUGACGCAGCAAACAUUAAGAAGCACAAGAAGACGUUCUCUUGUCGUAUAGAGUUUGAAGGGAAACAGGAAACGAUUAGUGUUAAUUUAAAAGUGAUGUCAUCAAAACGGCUCCACAAGAACUUCCCGCAUAUCACCCCUGUAAGGAGUGGAGAUGAUUACAUGUUACCCUCGACGGACCCAAAUACCGUCCGUAUGAAAUGUGAAAGUUUGGCAAACAAAAAAAGCACACCGACAUGGCGAUGGAUCAAAGAUGACUUCAUUGACCUCAGUAUUGAUGACGCCAGUGAUGACGACACAAACGACAGAAUAGAAGUUACCGACGAUGGUGAGCUUAUAAUUGAGGGUGUGAGCGCCAGCGACAGUGGACGAUAUAUGUGUGUGGCAACAAAUAACCGCGGAUCGGCCUAUGGAACCCCUAUUAAAGUCUCAGUGCAACAAGGUCCCUCAAUCCCGAGCGGAUGUGUUGACGAUUUGGGCGUGCGUUCUGAAUUUGGCGAGACAUACAACCAUGGUGGAGACCUGUGCACGAAUUGCACGUGUGUUGAAGGUGUAGGUGUAAGAUGUAGAUCUGUUUCCUGUAUACCUAUAUAUUGUUCUCCUGGUCAACGGCGGGUGAAAAAUGAGGAGAAAUGUUGCGAUUACAGAUGUGUACCAGAAACAGAGGACGGCACUGAAGCCAGUAUGUGCACUGACCGAGAUGGACUCAAUGUGGCGUCAGGUCAGAUAUUCAAACCGGCAGAAGAUCCUUGCAUGCAAUGCGUAUGUGAUAAUGGAAGACGUGGCCGAUGUAUGAUGGUUGCAUGCCAGGCACCAACCUGUAAGGACUAUAUUUCAUCACGUGAUAUUUGCUGCAAUUACACGUGCUUACCCCCGCUUCCGGAACCAUCGAAUAUCGAAGGGACUUGUAGAGAUCAUAUGGGUGUGAUGAUUUCUAAUGGGGAGAUGUACCAUCCUGAUUCCACAGACCCCUGUAAAACCUGCGAAUGUGUAAAUGGACGGGCAGGGUUUUGUACACAGGUCGUUUGUGAUGAACCAACGUGUAGAAACUACAAGCUUAUACCCGGAACGUGUUGUGGGUUUGAAUGCCCGGAUGAAGAGAUUGAAUCUGUUGAACUAGACCUUGAUGGUGGUUGCCGUAACUACGACGGUACUUUUGUUGGUAACGGCGAGCCAUAUCAACCACGUUCUGACACAUGCUUCACGUGCACAUGUUCUAACGGAUACCCAACUUUAUGUAGAAGUAUCAGUUGCGUUACCCCAGAGUCAGAUUGCCAAAACCUGAAACGUGUACCUGGCAAGUGCUGCGAGUUCUACUGCGAACAUCCGUCCGGACCAGUAUCUGAUAACGUUGAAAAAGUGUUAGGCAGAAUCUUUAUUCAGCAGAUCGGUUCCAGCAAGGCUUUUGUUCAGUGGAAAAUACCAGAAAAAUAUGCUGCAGAGCUGUCAAAUUUGACCGUCUUUUCCUACAGAAACUCGCUUAAUUCAAGAUCAUACGAGGCAAUAAACAUUGGUGAUCGUCCAUAUGCAAUUCUAAAUGACCUUGACCCCAACUUUGAAUACCACGUGGUAGUAAACGGAAGUCUAGAAAAUGGAGCAGCGUUCAUGUCGUCAUUACCAGUCCAAUUCUCCCUAGAUGGCAGGGGGCGGUCAUCGUUUGUGCUGAGUGACGCAAUUGGUCAAGUGUUCGAAUCUCGUGGAUCCAUUGCCUACGAAGGAUACAGCUUACCGCGGAAAUUCGAGCCAGUGGUCCGUCCGGAAGGCAUUAAAAUCAUUCUUAACACGGAAAGUUUUCAUAGAGUUGAAAUAACUAGAUACAACGAGUCCCCUUGCAUGGAUCAGCAUUGCGGUUUAUUACGAUUCUAUGUAUACACUGUCGAAGGAGAGUCCAAAAAUGUCCUGUCAUUAAUGUUUACAAAUGAACAGGAUUUCACUUGGGCAAAGGGACAUCUUUAGUAAGCUCGCACUGAAGAAGACGAAAAGAAAAAGAGAUAUAUCUAUAUAUAAUGAAUUUGUAAUUCUAUGAAUUAUAUAAAUUGUGACAAAUAUAAACAUUAAA
Messenger RNA from Ruditapes philippinarum (Manila clam), 2573 nucleotides. RefSeq lists its product as uncharacterized. Gene Ontology annotation, molecular function: protein binding. The coding region runs from base 257 to 2470 and encodes 737 amino acids. Lineage: Eukaryota; Metazoa; Mollusca; Bivalvia; Venerida; Veneridae. The record is from RefSeq and is a predicted model, not a curated record. The transcript is spliced from 13 exons. Gene Ontology annotation, cellular component: membrane.